AUGGAGAGCCUGAGUGAACUGCAGAACCCACUGCUGCCUAGCAGCCCCACCCACCUCCAUGGCCCCUAUCCCUUCCCAGAGGCCCCGCCCAGCUGGUCCUGCCAGGAGAAGCUCUACUCCUACCUCCUGGGUGGCCCUGGCCCUGCUCACACCCACCAGCUCCUGGACCCAGGGUCCCUGCAGCUGGCAGUGGAGGCCUGGUAUCGGCCCAGCUGCCUCCUGGGGAGGGACAAAGUCAAGGAGUCCAGGGCAGGCAGCUGCGAGACCAGCUUCACAGAAGCCAGAGAACCCCAGGCAGGGCUUACAGAACAGUGCACUGAAGCUGGCCAAGCUGAAGAAGAUGUUACCAUCCAGACUGUGUCAUACGGGGUUCAAGAAGAGCUGCAGGUCCAGGAGGACAGCCAGGAGGAGGAAGAGGUGAGCACAUCUGUUUUAAAUGCAGACCCUGGACAGUCCACCACCACCCACAGCAGCCUCCUCGCAGCCGCCUGCAUCAGCCGGGUGACUCUGCCCAUGCUCGAGCACAACCACACUGCCCCACAGGACAGACCACCUGAGCUGCAUGAGCUGCACCAGAACAGCAAAGACCCGGAGCACACACCGACAACAGCACAUUUCUGUCACUUUGAGCUACCUGUGUGUGGCUGUGUGGUGGGGCAGCCACAGGACCCCAAUGGCCACUGGCCAGGAGGCAGUGAGCCUGUGGACACAGCAGGUGGACACAGGUCCCACUGGACCAAGGGAGCUGAGAAGAUGCAGGGCCAGGACCUGAGCACCCACGCAGAGGACAGCAGGGAUGGGAACCAGAGCUCCACAGUCAUCUCAGGGACAUCAGCCCAACAGAAAGUCCUCUAG
Castor canadensis (American beaver) is the source of this 855-nucleotide messenger RNA. The record is from RefSeq and is a predicted model, not a curated record. NCBI's taxonomy places the organism in Eukaryota, Metazoa, Chordata, Mammalia, Rodentia, Castoridae.